CCCCGGCGGCGGCAGUUGUACGAGGACAUGGCAGGGGCAGGAGCGACCAAGCUUUUUGCAGGAAAUUUCGGAAAUGUCUGUCGCCAGCUUGCUGUGCGCUCCCAGAGCACAGCAGCUGCAACAGCUGCCCAACCUGUACCAGAAAAGAGGUUGAAGAAGUUUUCCAUUUAUCGCUGGGAUCCCGAGAAGCAAGGAGACAAGCCUCACAUGCAGACCUAUGAGGUGGACCUCAACACCUGUGGUCCCAUGAUACUGGAUGCUCUGCUUAAGAUUAAGAACGAGAUCGACCCUUCCCUGACCUUCAGGAGAUCAUGCCGAGAGGGAAUCUGCGGAUCUUGCUCCAUGAACAUUGGUGGUGUUAAUACAUUGGCCUGCAUCAGCAAAAUCGACACAAACUUAAACAAGGCAACAAAGAUCUACCCCCUUCCUCACAUGUAUGUCAUUAAGGACCUGGUUCCCGACAUGAACAAUUUCUACGAACAGUAUCGUUCAAUCCAGCCCUGGUUACAGCGUGAGGAUGGACUCAAGCCAGGCGAUCAGCAGUAUCUGCAGUCUGUUGAUGACCGCAAAAAGCUGGAUGGUCUUUAUGAGUGCAUUCUUUGUGCUUGCUGUUCCACCUCCUGCCCAUCAUACUGGUGGAACGGAGACAAGUACCUUGGCCCAGCAGUCCUCAUGCAAGCCUACCGAUGGAUCAUUGAUUCUAGGGAUGAAAUGUCUGAGGAACGUCUGAAGAGGCUACGUGAUCCUUUCUCAGUGUACCGUUGCCACACCAUCAUGAACUGCACAAAGACAUGCCCUAAGGGAUUGAACCCAGGAAGAGCCAUUGCAGAGGUGAAGAAGCUGCUCUCAGGCAUUGCUAAGAAAGGAGAACCUGGCCUGCACCCCAUGGGAGCCAACUAACAGUCAUGUAAAUUCAGAGAAUGCAUUGCAAGUAAACUCCAAAGACAUUCUGAUAAUACUCUCAGAAGUAUUGACCAAGGAAGUCGAGUACAAUUGCUUAAUGAAGAAAAUCAUGGGUUCUCACUAACAUGUCUUUAGUGGGAAUGAUUGAUCUCUUUAGAUGGAAUAUUUAUGAAGUUGAGUGGAAAAGCAGAAAGGCGGGCAAUGUAGUCUUUUGAGAUUAAGCACCAGUAGUCAGACUGAGAGAUUUUGCACUAUCUACCUAAUUUAUCCAGCCGUGGCAGAAGUGCUUCAGCUACAGUUACUUAAUCUCAGGUGGUCCUGUUCUGCUGUACAGUAAAUGUGUAUAGAGAAAACUAAUAAUCAAUGGUAACACUAAACACAUGUAUAUGUGCAGGGUUCAUGGAUAAAUGUGUAGAUAUAUUUCCCCUGAAAAUAAUUCAUGUACAUAUUCACCAUUUCAGAAUUUUUCAUUUUAUCAAUGAAAUAAUGAAUCUGCUGUAUCACCCAUACAAAUAAAGGGUUUGAAGGGAUUUACUUUAUUUUCAUGUAUUAUUCCAGUUUUGUGAUGAUGGUGCAUGAGGAGAGUGUGAAUGUUAUUCAGUGUCAAUGAGAGAUGGUCUGUAUUAUCAGGUUGUAAUAAAUAUUUAAGCUUUA
Messenger RNA from Penaeus monodon (black tiger shrimp), 1557 nucleotides. RefSeq names its product succinate dehydrogenase [ubiquinone] iron-sulfur subunit, mitochondrial-like (gene SdhB). NCBI's taxonomy places the organism in Eukaryota, Metazoa, Arthropoda, Malacostraca, Decapoda, Penaeidae. The transcript has 6 exons. Gene Ontology annotation, molecular function: 2 iron, 2 sulfur cluster binding; electron transfer activity. Gene Ontology annotation, cellular component: mitochondrial membrane. The record is from RefSeq and is a predicted model, not a curated record. Bases 28 to 900 code for a protein of 290 amino acids. Gene Ontology annotation, biological process: tricarboxylic acid cycle; respiratory electron transport chain; aerobic respiration.